UGUUUGUACCCCAUGUAUCUCACAGCCACUCCGUUCUGUCGAAUGGUUGUUCUUUCUUCAUCACUUUAAAUUUGGUUCCUUUCAGAAAACAUAGGGUGGGUGACAAACAUGGGGAAAUCUCAUUUCAUUGCUGCAUUUGUGUCAUUCUAUGCAUUGUUUUCAAUGUUUUCAUGCAAAUCCAUGGCAGAAGCUGAUGACCAGAAUCGCAAGGUUCACAUCGUUUACUUGGGAGAAACUCAACACGAAGAUAGUAAACUGACAACUGAGACUCACCAUGAAUUACUGGCCACUGUAUUGGGAAGCAAGGAGAAGUCGUGGGAAUCAAUGGUGUACAGCUAUAGGCAUGGCUUUUCUGGGUUUGCAGCCAAGCUUACCAAUUCUCAGGCUCAAAAGCUAGCUGGUAAAAUAUAUUAAUGUAUAUAAAAACCUAAUGAAUUAAUUUGAGAAUAAACUUUCAAAAGAUUUCUAUUUAGUCCCUCUGUCUAAACUCUUGUCCCUAUAUUUAAAACGAUUUGGUAGAUUUCUUAUGUACUUUUAAGAUCAUAUUGUUCAUCUAAUUCUCUGUUUUUCAAAAA
Messenger RNA from Momordica charantia (bitter melon), 575 nucleotides. The record is from RefSeq and is a predicted model, not a curated record. Lineage: Eukaryota; Viridiplantae; Streptophyta; Magnoliopsida; Cucurbitales; Cucurbitaceae.